AUGUCGGGCAAAUAUGCCUUCACCAAGACGCUGAAGGAGCUGCGAUUCCUCCACUGCCAGACCAGCGAGCACUCCAAUGCCGUCCGAUCAUUCCUUACCCGCGCCUAUCCCACGAUGAAGAAAAACAACCCGCACACCCCAAUCAUGAUCCGAGAAGCGAUGGGAAUCGAGCCGAGAGUAUAUGCGCGAUAUGAGUACGGAAAGGAGAAGUUCGCAGAUUUGAAGGGACUUGACGACAAGGCGAUUGAGGAGAAAGUUACGAGUCUCGCUCAGGGACAGCAAUAA
Molecule: messenger RNA, 285 nt
Organism: Zasmidium cellare ATCC 36951
Lineage: Eukaryota; Fungi; Ascomycota; Dothideomycetes; Mycosphaerellales; Mycosphaerellaceae
Exons: 3
Coding region: 1-285 (94 amino acids)
Source: RefSeq, a predicted model, not a curated record